UCCGUGUGGGAGGAGUCUGAGCUGCGGAAGUGCCUCUCCUCCUGUCACUUAAAAGAGGCGUGUCUAUGGUUUCUACACAGAACAAAUGUGACUUUAUAAGUGAAAGUAUCUUCUGCGUCCAACACAGUUUGAACCUGAACAGACAAGCUGUUGCUGUGUCGUGGAACUCGCUUAUUACAAAUAAUGUCCGACUCCAUCAAAAACCUCGCGAUAUUUGGAGCCACGGGAAUGACCGGGCUGGCCACCCUCCCGCUAGCGGUGGCAGCAGGAUACAAUGUGACAGUGCUGGUGCGGGACCCUACCAAGCUGCCUGCAGACCACAAGGUAUCCAGAGUGGUGGUGGGAGACGUACUUAAGAAUGAGGAUGUGAUGAAGACCUUGGAAGGCCAGGACGCUGUUAUCAUCAUCCUUGGCACCAGGAACAGCCUCAGCCCCACCACCAUGAUGUCUGAAGGCACCAAGAACAUUGUUGAAGCCAUGAAGGCCCGUGGGAUCUGCAAGGUGGUCGGCUGCAUGUCAGCCUUCCUGCUGUGGGAUCGCGCCAAAGUCCCGCCCCGUAUGAUUGAUGUGACAGAAGACCAUGACAGGAUGUAUGAAGUGCUGAAAACAUCUGGGCUGGACUAUGUGGCUGUCAUGCCUCCUCACAUCGCUGACGACCUUCCUCUGACGGAGAGUUACCUGGCGGCAGAGAGCAUGCUAAAAGGAAGAGCCAUCUCUAAACACGACCUUGGACACUUCUUCGUCAAGUGUCUGUCCACCUCCGAGUGGGACAGAAAGGCGGUCGGGGUGUGGGGAGAGUAUAAAUAAUCAACACACUGCUGAUGCCCUCGGGUAGCGGAGGGGUUUUAAAUCCAUUCCUGGUGGCCAUUCUUAGUUUCAACAAAAACACCCUGAAGAGAAAAUACUUGUUUAUGCUAAGACUUGGAGAUAAAUGAAGAAGUCUGUGUAGAUUUAAACUUCUUGUGUUGUUAUAUACCCCAAAUGCUUUCCUGUGCUCACCUUUAGGAUCACGACUGAGCAACCUUUUCUUUGCUUGUCAUAUUUUUUGUACUAAUUUCCAUUCUAUCAUCAGCCGCACUGAGGAUACAUUUUAAAACAAGUGCCAAUGGAUUGGUGCUGUAGCCGUUUGCAUCGCUUACAUCUUUAAACAUCU
Messenger RNA from Etheostoma cragini (Arkansas darter), 1153 nucleotides. RefSeq names its product biliverdin reductase B (gene blvrb). NCBI's taxonomy places the organism in Eukaryota, Metazoa, Chordata, Actinopteri, Perciformes, Percidae. The coding region runs from base 184 to 807 and encodes 207 amino acids. The record is from RefSeq and is a predicted model, not a curated record. The transcript has 5 exons.